Messenger RNA from Cylicocyclus nassatus, 894 nucleotides. The record is from the annotation of a GenBank genome assembly. Lineage: Eukaryota; Metazoa; Nematoda; Chromadorea; Rhabditida; Strongylidae.
AUGACGCUUAUUUUGGAAUUUUUUGAAAAAGCCCCUCUCGUUUUGUUCUGUUGUUUAGCCCCGAAGAGGAAGAAUCAAAUUGAGAUGAUCGUGCGAAGACUGCAUCCUGCGAGUAUCUGCGCUGCUGUUCAAAUAACUUCAACUCGCCUCGUCUCCUCGAAAUACCCUAGACCAAAACCUAGACCGUACAGACGGCGCCUAUACGAGGCUGCUGUUGCUCCUGUGCUCCCAGACAAGCUGAAAGUAUGCACCCGGGAUCUGGUAGCAAAGCGUGAGAAAGUUGAGUAUGAUCCUGUCGAGUUAGCUUUGUCCACUAUUGUCAAGAAAUGGAUGAUUUCUGAAGAAUAUCGUGUCAUGGCUAUAUGUCAAUUCCUUCCCGUUAGUGGUCGAACGCUCUGGCUGUCAAAAAAUCAGUUGCGAUUGAAGGGAGUGGAGUUCCGUACGUAUGGCAAUAAGAUUAUGAAAAAAGUGUUCGAAGGCACUCCAUUGUCUGCACUUGAGCCGGUCCUAGUUGGGUUUAAUGCUACUCUAUAUGGCAAAGACAUAAAUGCUUUGAAGGUUAUGCAGUCCGAAACGCUCAAAUUGAAUUGGAUCGUACCCUUAGUCUAUGUAGUGGACUCCCGGAUUUUGGCGAAAGAGGACGUUGAUAAAUUCUGCGCUGUGGGAUCAUUAGAAGAUCAUCGUGCUGAGACUGUACAAAUAUUGUCCUCACAACUCCGACAACUUACCACAUCAUUGGAUUCACAAUCUCAUCAGCUUACCGCCACGCUUGACCAAGUCGCUUCUCGUCCGAAAUCAUAAUCAAAUGUACAAAGUAUCUGAUAGAAAUAGUUUACUUGUUAUGUUUGUUAGGAAAAUGUUUACUUCUAAUAAAAAAUCUUUGUAACUCUGGUG